UACAAGUUACGGAUAGAUGAUUAGGACGUAGCCACUGCAUUUGCGCGGUUGUAUGAGCGGUGCGGGGAUCGUGAAAAUGUCAAAGUUCACGAUCUCCACUCCUGUUGGCUAAUGCCUAUUAAGCAUUGCCUUGUAGUGAAAUAUCAUUUUAUAAUACCCUGUAGUAAUUGUGGUAGUGCUUGCUGAAUGCCUAUUCUUCGUAGAUGAUAGGUAUUAGAUACUUAGUAGCCUGUAGAGUGCUGAGUUGUGUCAUUCGAACAUUUUACGUUUAAAUGAAUUUGUGAUAUGAACAGAGAUUUGUGUUGUGAAAAAUAGAAUAUUUGUUAAAGUGUUUAAUGAACAAUAUGUGAAAUUGUACUAGGAUUUAAAGGUCAUGCUAGGUGCAUUGGCUACAUUUUUUGAGGCAGAAUAUUAAACAGUCAAAAUGCUUAUUAAGGAAUAUAGAAUACCUCUGCCUCUAACAGUAGAGGAGUAUAGAAUUGCCCAGCUUUAUAUGAUAGCAAAAAAAAGCAGAGAAGAAAGUUCAGGAGAAGGUAGUGGUGUAGAAAUUAUUGUGAAUGAGCCUUAUGAGAAUGGUCCUGGGGGCAAAGGACAGUAUACACAGAAAAUCUAUCAUGUGGGAAGUCACUUACCAGGAUGGUUUAAAAGCUUACUUCCAAAGUCUGUGCAAACAGUGUCAGAAGAAGCUUGGAAUGCUUAUCCAUACACAAAGACAAAAUAUACUUGUCCAUUUGUCGAAAAAUUCUCUCUUGAGAUUGAGACUUAUUAUUUUGGAGACAAUGGCCAUCAAGAAAAUGUUUUUAAAUUAAGUGGCAGUGAUUUAAAAAGCCGAAUUGUGGAUGUAAUAGAUGUUGUUAAAGAUCAACUUUAUGGAUCUGACUAUAUAAAAGAAGAAGAUCCAAAACUGUUUGUGUCACAAAAAUGUAAGAGAGGACCUCUUACCGAAUCUUGGUUAGAAGAUUAUUGGAGGGAAGUUCAAGGUAAACCUCAACCUUUGCCCAAUGGUAAAUCACUUAUGUGUGCCUAUAAACUUUGUAAAGUCGAGUUUCGUUACUGGGGAAUGCAAACUAAGCUUGAAAAAUUCAUUCAUGAUGUAGCUCUUAGAAAAACUAUGCUUAGAGCACAUCGGCAAGUAUGGGCUUGGCAAGAUGAGUGGCAUGGUUUAACUAUGGAAGACAUUCGUGAAAUUGAAAGACAGACACAGUUAGCAUUAAAGAUGAAAAUGGGUGGGGAAACCAAUGAAGAAGCAGAACAAAUAUCUGAAGACAACUCUAAAUCUCUAGCAGCAACAAUGAGUAGCCUGGAAAAGAAUGAAGAAUUAGCAACUCCAAUAUCUACAAAAAAGACCAAUACUGAAGUACAUGCCCAAAUACAUUUAUCUCCUGAAGGCUCCCCUGCAACUGAUCAAAAAAGUUCCUCUAAAACUAAUAUCAGGUCCUCAUCUACUGGUUCUCUUAAAAACUUACAAACUCAGGUUGCAAAUUGGAGAAUGGAAACAUUAGUAAGAGAAUCCGAAACAGAAACAGGAUCAGAAGAGGAUGAAUUCUAUGAUUGUGAAAGUUCCUUUAAUAAAUGGUCUUCAUUGUGUUCACUUGAUGAAGCAGAUAUUGAUAUAUCUCCAACUCAAGGUGAUCAGAGUCAAGAAGAUAGCAUUUUUAAUCCUUUAUUCUUAAAAAGAGUGACAUCUGAAAGAGGCUCUCGCAGAAUAAUAGCUUUACAUAGUCAUCCAAGUAUAGAUGGUUGUCCUGAUACACCAGUGCAUGGUUCUUGCCCCACAACUGUCUUAUUGCUUGUUUUUCAUGCUGGGAGUGUUCUUGAUGCUAAUAUUGACAUGACAGCAAGGAAAUCUGAUGUAACUACUUUUAAAGGAGCCUUUGAAUCUGUUAUGCGACAGCAUUAUCCUACACUGGUAGGACAUAUUGCAAUUAAAUUAGUUUCCUGUCCAUCAAUUUGUACGGAAGCAUUGGGAGUAUUGUCCACAUUAAGCCCCUACAGCUUUGACUGUUCACCUUCAACAAUAGAGACACCAUCAUUAACAAAUGAUCUAAUACCUAUUGGUGCAAUACCGUUAAUAGCUAUAUCAUCUCCAGAAUAUUCAGAACAUGUUACUAAAACUAUAGUUUCCGCGAAUGCAGUUUACAAUGAAUUUAUAAAGUCUGAAGAUGGAAAAGGAUUUUCAGGGCAGGUUUGCAUAGUUGGAGACAGCAUGGGGUCAUUGCUUGCCUAUGAUGCUUUAUGUAGAAGUUUACAUUACCAAUCUCGGCAUGAUAGUGAAACUAGUAUAUUGGAUACUGAAAUUUUGAUUCCAAAUGAGCCUACGGAGCUCUAUUUAAACAAGUCGCACCUUCAAGCGCCAACACCCAGGAGGAGAUCUUCUACUGCAAGUGAUAAUCAAACUAAAAUAGAAUUUGAAGUAUCUGAUUUGUUCACAUUUGGUAGUCCAUUAUCCCUUAUAUUAGCAUCAAGAAAAAUUUCUGACGAUAAAACGCGUGAUAUUACGAAACCUCCCGUCCAACAAGUGUAUAAUUUAUUCCAUCCAACAGAUCCUGUCGCGGCCAGACUAGAGCCUUUACUUUCAGCGAGAUUUACGAACCUUCCUCCUAUAAACGUGGCACGAUAUGCUAAGUAUCCUCUAGGUAACGGCCAACCGUAUCAUUUGAUGGAGUUAAUACAAAGUCACCCAACAUUAUUUGGAGAUCAUUUACAAAUGCCUCCAACUCCAAUUUUAAGGAGACUUUCAGAAGCAUCUGUACAAAGUACCGUAAGCGGUCUAGCUGACAAUAUUCCACUUAUAACUAUGAACGCACUUCAACAAAAGUGGUGGGGUUCGAAACGCCUUGAUUAUGCUUUGUACUGUCCUGAAGGCUUAUCAAAUUUCCCCACAAAUGCUUUACCACAUUUAUUCCAUGCUAGUUAUUGGGAAAGCUCGGAUGUCAUUGCUUUCAUAUUACGACAAGUGGGUCAUUUCGAUUUGGCUUUAUAUAGUCACAGCGAAGAUAAAGAUUCAAGCCUGUUCAAUCCAGGCCAAGAUAAAGAAAAAUGGAUCAAGAAAAGAACGUCUGUAAAGUUAAAAAACGUUGCUGCAAAUCAUCGCGCAAAUGAUGUGAUUGUUAAAGAAGGCUGCCCACAGACGUUUACAGCUCGAUUUAUGUAUGGUCCGUUAGAUAUGAUUACGCUAACGGGAGAGAAAGUUGAUAUUCAUAUGAUGAAAGAUCCGCCAGGAGGUGAAUGGACCUUGUUGGAAACCGUUGUGACUGAUAAAACUGGGAGAAUCACUUAUACAUUAACUGAGAAACAAAGUGUUGGAUGUGGGAUAUAUCCAUUUAGAGUUGUGGUUCGAGGUGAUCAUACGAGUUGCAAUUUUCAUCUCGCUGUUGUACCACCUCAGACGGAAUGUGUUGUUUUUAGUAUUGAUGGUUCUUUUACCGCCAGUGUUUCGGUUACGGGUAGAGAUCCGAAAGUACGAGCAGGGGCAGUAGAUGUCGUACGUUUCUGGCAAGACUUGGGAUUUCUGAUACUAUACAUUACCGGUCGCCCUGACAUGCAACAGCGGAAGGUUGUUUCAUGGUUAGCUGAGCACAACUUUCCGCAUGGACUUGUAUUCUUUUCGGACGGACUAUCGACGGAUCCGUUGGGUCAUAAAGCGGCCCACUUGAAUAAUCUCAUCAAUGAACACGGUGUAAUUCUUCACGCUGCUUACGGUUCUGGGAAAGAUAUAAGUGUGUAUUAUAAUUGUGGAUUAACUCAUAAGCAAAUAUAUGCUAUUGGGAGGAUCAGUAAGAAAUACAACAACUUAGCGACGCCUUUGAGUGAAGGUUAUGCAUCUCACUUGGCUGAUUUGAAGCAACCGGGAGCUGUGAGAGCUGCCAGAGGCAAUGCUCGUUUGUUAGUUCCUCGUCGACUUCUUGCUCCCGUAAGUACCGCGUCCGUGGUUAAAGCACGUCGUUAAAAUUUCCUUAUAUUUCCGAGAAUUAUCAUCAUAAAUUAUUAUUUUACUAAGAUAUACAAAAUAUAAUGAAAUCUCUUAUGAUUUUAUAGAAUUUAGUUUUGAAAAACUUAAUGCAAAUAAGUAAAAAAAUAUUCUAUUUUUUCAAUUAAAGUUGAACGUAUUUGAUAUUAACCAUUAUACAUAUUUAGAAUUAUAUAAAAGUAAUGUAAAAAUUAUAUCUCUUGUCACACGUACCUUACUAAUUUAUUCUUAUAUACCUUUAAUAUAAAUUAUUCUGUAGGAAGUUGAUGUACUAGGAUAACUUUCAAUUUUUAACUAAAAAUUGUUGCUGUAAAGUUUUUACUUAUUGCUAAACUUUUAAGGCUGGAAUCUCUUUAUAUCGUGGAUAUUCGACAUGUAUCUAGUCUUGAUAAGAUUUUAUUAUAUUCGUACAAUUGAUCCUAAUUUUGAUCUGUCCUAUUGUAAAAUAAUACUGACAAGUACACUUAAAAGAAUCGCCUGUUGAGUUAUUAAUAAUAUAAAAAUCUGCGUUCACGAGUCUCUCAUUCCAAUAUAUUUAGGGGUUUUUUUGUUUCCAUGAUCAUUUAUAGGAGCUAUUGGAGCUACCUGAACUGAUGUGAAUCAAAUCUAUUCGCUAUUCCGUAGACAAAGCAGUUAGAACAUCUUAUGUAAAUAGAUAAAAUUUUGCUAAACAUAAGUGUUCCUGAAUGUAUUUCGUCUUAGUCACUAAAGAUUAGAAAUGAAAAGCAUUAGUUAUUAAAUCCUUGUUAAACAUUAAAAUAUUUAUUCGAGUUAAGUUUAAUACAAUGUUAUAAACUUUUGCCUGACUACGAUUUCUGCAAUACAAUUUAAUAUUCAGGAAUAUAUUUUAAAGAUCACAAUUUGCUUGCUUAAAGGAUAUUGAAUCUAUAAGUAGUUAUAGUAGAUAUGUACCGUUUAUAUACCGAUUAAAAGCAAUGUAUUUUUUGUUGAAAUCGCAGGCAGGUGAAUAUAUUGAUAUUGGUGUUAAAUGUAGGUUUCUAUAAAAACUAAUCGCCUAUAGGAUUAUUUUAAACGGAAACAAAUCUGACAACAUAUUAUUUAUAAAUAAAUUAUGUUAAUAUAUUCACAAAAAAGUUUGUGAAAUACGCAUAAAGUAUUUUUAUAUAUGUGUGUAAUAAUUAAAAUACAGUCAAAAUCUGAUAUUACGACAUCGAAGGGACUA
This is a messenger RNA of Pieris brassicae (large cabbage white), 5153 nucleotides long. It is a transcript of the gene rdgB, whose product is annotated as protein retinal degeneration B. Gene Ontology annotation, biological process: phospholipid transport. The record is from RefSeq and is a predicted model, not a curated record. The transcript is spliced from 2 exons. Gene Ontology annotation, molecular function: metal ion binding; phosphatidylcholine binding; phosphatidylcholine intramembrane carrier activity. NCBI's taxonomy places the organism in Eukaryota, Metazoa, Arthropoda, Insecta, Lepidoptera, Pieridae. Bases 425 to 3949 code for a protein of 1174 amino acids. Gene Ontology annotation, cellular component: cytoplasm.